Conger conger (European conger) is the source of this 3195-nucleotide messenger RNA. Its product is annotated as early growth response protein 1-like. Gene Ontology annotation, biological process: regulation of transcription by RNA polymerase II. The record is from RefSeq and is a predicted model, not a curated record. Bases 425 to 1999 code for a protein of 524 amino acids. Gene Ontology annotation, molecular function: DNA-binding transcription factor activity, RNA polymerase II-specific; RNA polymerase II cis-regulatory region sequence-specific DNA binding. NCBI's taxonomy places the organism in Eukaryota, Metazoa, Chordata, Actinopteri, Anguilliformes, Congridae. The transcript has 2 exons.
CCCAACAUAUUCAGUGAUAGUCCAGAGCGAAGCAGAUAGGCACACAACCGCGAGUUCAAUCGCAUAUUCACACACACAAAAAAUGAACCAGUGAGUUAAUACACGUACAUAUUAAUUUAGAGAGAAAAACAACAACAAAAGCUGAUCGCAGCUGUAGAAUCUGGAACGCGCUUCUAGAGAAAUUGUUGUUGUGACAGUUAUUCUGUGAACUGAAAUUCUUCGUGGAUGAAUCUUUUUCAAUGAAAAAGUUGGACUCUUCUGAUCACUGCAAUCGCAAUUUCUGAACGAUUGGAUAUUUUUCCCUCUGUUGACGCAACAGAAAGAGAAAAAAACGUCUUCGAUCCGACAAAAAGCUCCGUCUUCACCUGCUUCGUCGGUGAUUCCUCCUCUCGGUCUCCAAGCAACAGCAGCACUAGCCGGAAGGAUGGCCGCAGCAAAAACAGAGAUGUCCCUGCCCGCCCUGCAGAUCUCUGACCCCCUGAGCUUUCCCCACUCCCCCAUGGAUAACUACCCCAAACUGGAGGAAGUGAUGCUGCUCCACUCUGCUGGGACGCCCUUCCUCGCCGCCUCAGCACCAGAAGGUGCAGGGUUCGGGACCGGCGACCCGGAGCAGUACGAUCCCCUGACAGGAGAUACGCUGCCUGAUCUCUCCAUCCACUGCGAGAAGACCCUGGCGGAGCAGUCCUACCCCACCCAGAGGCUGCCCUCGCUGGCCUACACCGGCCGCUUCACCCUGGAGCCCGCCACCACCUGCAGCAACAGCCUGUGGGCCGAGCCUCUCUUCAGCCUGGUCAGCGGAUUGGUGGGGAUGGCCAACCAGUCCGUCAGCACCGCCACCCUGUCCUCGACCACCUCCCCGGUCAGCUCCACCUCCUCUUCCUCCCCCUCCUCUUCAUCCUCCCAGAUCAGCCUGGGCUGCUCCAUUCACCUGAGUGACCCCAACCCCAUCUACUCGGCUGCCCCCACCUACUCCAGCGCCAGCCCCGACCUCUUCCCCGAGCCCAGCCAAUCGUUCACCACCACGGUGGGCGGGGCCCUCCAGUACCCGCCCCCGGCGUACCCCGGGGCGAAGACCACGGGCUUCUCCGUUCCCAUGAUCCCCGACUACCUGUUCCCCCAGCAACAGAGCGAGCUGGGCCUGAUGUCCCCCGAUCAGAAGCCCUUCCAGUCCCAAUCUGCCCAGCAACAGCAGCUGUCGCUCACGCCGCUGUCCAUCAUCAAGGAGUUCGCCAAUCAGACGGGGUCGCGGGACAUCACCAAGGCAACCGGCAUUGCCGCCGCCCCCUACCCCGCCCAGCCCAUGAAGCCCGGCCGCGCCCGAAAGUACCCCAACCGCCCCAGCAAGACCCCGCCCCACGAGCGGCCCUACUCCUGCCCCAUGGAGACGUGCGACCGGCGGUUCUCGCGCUCGGACGAGCUGACACGGCACAUCCGCAUCCACACGGGCCAGAAGCCCUUCCAGUGCCGCAUCUGCAUGCGCAACUUCAGCCGCAGCGACCACCUGACCACCCACAUCCGCACGCACACCGGCGAGAAGCCCUUCGCCUGCGACGUGUGCGGUCGCAAGUUCGCCCGCAGCGACGAACGCAAGCGCCACACCAAGAUCCACCUGCGGCAGAAGGACAAGAAGGUGGAGAAGCUGCCCUCCAUCGCCAUGCCCUCCAUGCCCUCCAUGCCCUCCCCGGCCUCCAGCUACCCCUCCCCAGUGGCCUCCUACCCCUCCCCAGUGGCCUCCUACCCCUCCCCCGUGGCCUCCUAUCCUUCGCCCGUGUCCUCCUACCCAUCCCCUGUGCCCUCCUGCUACUCCUCUCCCGUGCACACCUCCUACCCGUCCCCCUCCGCUGCCUCCACGUACCCCUCGGCCUCCAGCGCCUACCACCCUCAGGGCACCCCCACCUACCCCUCCUCCGUCUCCACCAACCUCUACAGCUCCCCCGUGGCCACCCCGCUGUCGGACAUCCAGUCCACACUCUCACCACGGACAAUCGAGAUCUGCUGAGGCGGCCAACGGCCUCGUUUUUACCCCGCUUUCUCAAAACUCUUCUCCUCCUCCCUCCCUCCGAACAAAAAAGACUUUGUCGACUUCUGAAAAGCACUUUUUCCUCCGCAUCUCCCAACAAACUCUUUCCCUGGUGGUAUUCUCUCCAGCACCUGAGGAAGACGAGGCAAAGGCGGGGAAGAUGAAAACGGAUUCAUCUCUCCUUUAGCACUGCGAGAGAGACUGAACGCAAACAGCUGUAGGCUUUGGCAGGGAUUCUGAAAAGAAAAACAAAAAGACUUGAGUCCAGCAGCAGAGUUCUGAUGUCUGAAAACGUGAGACUCUCUCUGACUCAAGGGACACCCAAACAGAACUGAAACAAUGGAAGAUGGACGCUCGAAUAAAAACUUUGACGAUAUACAUAACCUACGUAUAUGUAUAUUCUACAUGUGCCAUGAUUGGUUAUCAUUUUGGUACUAUCGAUGUAUAAAAACCUUCCUUGCAUAUUUACAUUGUAUCCUGGCAUUAGAAGGCCAUUGUUUCUGUUACUCUUUUCUCUCUUCACAUAGUGGAAAAUAAUGUGAUACCUUUUUGAAUUUCUUUAGCGAAAAAGACAGCAUGAGAGUUUUUGUUUUCCGUUACUUUGUAAAUAUCACCCGCUGGUACUCUUCAAUCUCUCUCUCUCUCUCUUUCUCACAUGUAGCAACACAAAAAGGUCAGUUUGAAAAACAAAUGAGACGCAAGCGGUUUAAAGACAUUUCUGGUGCCUUUUGUGAAGCCUGGCUGACAUUUUGACACAUCUCUGCGUGUGAUUGGAUGCGUGGUGUCCGCGGUAGCCUUAGGAAUAAGGGAUAUUUUUCUACAGAAUGUAACAGGGGGCGCGAGGCUGAGCUCAGAGCUUCAUUUCUUUCGAAUGUAAGCGCAAAGAAAAAGACAAAUCUCAAAAAGUAUAUUUUUGUAACUGAAGUGUAAAUAUCUACAUAUUCAGGAGUUGGAAUGUUGUAGUUACCUACUGAGUAGGCAUGAGAUUGUUUUGUAUGUUCUUUACAUGCGGUUUAUUAUUUUGUGGUUAUUUUUUAUUUGUUAUUGUGUUUUGUCAAACAAAGUGACUGUUUCUGGCUUCUAAACACAUUGAAUGCGCUUAACUGCCAACGGGAUAUUUGAUGUAUAAGAUAUCCUACAGAGACAAAAUAUAAAUAAAAUCUAAAUAUAUAUUA